Pyrenophora tritici-repentis Pt-1C-BFP is the source of this 2643-nucleotide messenger RNA. Lineage: Eukaryota; Fungi; Ascomycota; Dothideomycetes; Pleosporales; Pleosporaceae. The record is from RefSeq and is a predicted model, not a curated record.
AUGCCGCGACAACGCGCCCCCAAAGAGGAGGAAGCGGAGCUUCUAACUAAACAAGAGCGAUCUGCGCGCUCCUCAGAAGACGCCUCCGACACCUCUAUAUCCUCCAUCUCGACCACGUCCUUAGUUCUCGAGCACAUCAACGACCCGGCAAUCAACGGCACAUCGCGGUCGAGGCGCGGAGAAAAGUACACAGAUGAAGAUGACGAGGCGCAAGAAGCUUUCGAUGUCGAGGGUGGACGAUACAAGUCUCCGAUUUCUGUAGACAAGAAGACAAGAAGGUGGCUAUGGAUCGUUGGCAUAGCAUGUGUGACAGGAUGGGCACUUGCGCUGGUCUUCUUCUUGAUGAGCGGCAGCUACAAACACGUGUCGACUCGGCCACACGACCCCUUGGCCAGCUCUACAAAAGGGUCGGGAAAGAAAAUCACAAUGGACGACGUCUUUGGUGGCCGAUUCUAUGCCCGAGAGCAGAGCCUCAAAUGGAUCGCAGGACCCAAUGGCGAGGAUGGCCUGUUGCUCGAAAGGGACGCAGGCAACGCAGAGUACCUGGUAGUUGAGGAUAUCAGGAACAAGGGCGACGGGGAUUCCUCUGCAAAAAAGACCAAGCUCAUGCAGAAGAGCGGCUUCAAUGUAAACGGAUAUUUCGUCCGACCCGUCGAAGUUUGGCCAAGCAAAGACUUUAAAAAGACCGGUGAGCCUCUGGACCCCGAAAACCAAGAUGGCAGAGUUCAAUUGGCGUCCCUGUCGCCCCAAUCGGAUGCCGUCGUAUUCACGAGGAACAAUAACAUGUACCUCCGGAAGCUGGACUCCAAGGAAGUCAUCCAAAUCACGCGCGACGGUGGUUCGGAGCUAUUCUAUGGUAUACCUGAUUGGGUUUACGAAGAGGAAGUCUUCCAAACAAACAGCGCGACAUGGUGGUCAGAGGAUGGCAAGUAUAUUGCCUUCCUUCGCACUGACGAGUCUACUGUUCCGACUUACCCUGUUCAAUACUUUGUAUCCCGCCCAAGCGGGGAUAAGCCCAAAGCUGGCGAAGAAAAUUACCCCGAGGUUCGCAACAUCAAGUACCCCAAGGCUGGCGCGCCCAAUCCUAUAGUGACACUUCAGUUCUACGAUGUGGAGAAGGCCGAAGUGUUCAGUGUCGAGAUUGAAGACGACUUCAGGGACAACAACCGUCUAAUUACCGAGAUUGUCUGGGCUGGCAAGACCAAGCAGGUACUUGUCCGCGAGACCAACCGUGAAAGCGACAUCCUGAAAGUUGUGUUGAUGGAUGUUGAAAAGCGCACUGGAAAGACGGUUAGGACUGAGAACGUUGCAGAACUGGACGGAGGUUGGUUUGAGGUCUCGCAAAAGACCACAUUUGUGCCUGCUGAUCCUGCCAAUGGCCGCAAGGAUGAUGGUUACAUCGAUACUAUCAUCCACGAGGGAUACGACCACAUUGGAUACUUUACGCCGUUAGACAACGAUAAGCCCAUCGUACUAAGUCAAGGCGAGUGGGAAGUUGUCGAUGCACCUUCUCGUGUCGAUUUGAAGAACAACAUUGUCUACUACAUUUCGACUGCGAAGAGCUCAAUGGAACGACAUGCAUACUCAGUCUUCCUGAACGGUACAGGAACAAGCGAGGUCGUGGAGAACAGUGGCUCGGGUUACUACGGAGCAUCCUUUUCAGCUGGUGGCUCGUACGCCUUGAUCACCUACCAAGGUCCGGGCAUUCCAUGGCAGAAGAUCAUCAGCACACCAUCCAGCAAGGACAAGUUCGAAAAGGUACUGGAGGAGAACAAAGCCCUCGAUCGCUUCGUGCGAGAACGCGAGAUGCCCAUUCUCAACUACCAAACCAUAGAGGUCGACGGCUUCAAACUCAACGUCCUUGAGCGUCGCCCACCACACUUUAACGAGAAGAAGAAGUACCCCGUUUUAUUCUACCAAUACAGUGGACCGGGCUCUCAAGAAGUGAACAAAAAGUUCCACGUCGAUUUCCAAGCAUAUAUCGCCGCCAACCUCGAAUACAUCGUCGUCACCGUAGACGGACGAGGCACCGGCUUCCUCGGGCGCAAGCUCCGCUGCAUCACACGCGGUAACAUCGGCUACUACGAAGCACACGACCAAAUCGCCGCCGCCAAGAUCUGGGCCAGCAAAAAGUACGUAGACGCCGACCGCCUCGCCAUCUGGGGCUGGAGCUACGGCGGCUUCAACACGCUCAAAACUCUUGAGCAGGACGCCGGCCAAACGUUCAAGUACGGCAUGGCUGUCGCACCCGUCACAGACUGGCGCUACUACGACUCCAUCUACACCGAACGCUACAUGCACACGCCUCAGAACAACGCCGCAGGCUACAACAACUCGACCAUUACCGACGUCGCCUCGCUCGCCAAGAACACCCGCUUCCUCCUCAUGCACGGUGUCGCCGACGAUAACGUACACAUGCAGAACACGCUUACGCUGCUCGACCGCCUUGAUCUCGCAGGUGUUGAGAAUUACGAUGUUCACGUGUUUCCGGACUCUGAUCAUAGCAUCUACUUCCAUAAUGCUAACAGGAUUGUUUAUGAUAAGCUGAGGUGGUGGCUUAUCAAUGCUUUCAAUGGUGAGUGGGCGAAGAUCAAGACUGCGGAGCCCAAGGCGCAGGUUGACGCGAGGAUGGAGAGACGGUAG